AUGUCAGCCAAGCCCAUCUGGAUCCUGUGUGACUCAAGGAGACGUGUUGAGCUCUGGGUGGUGGGCGAGGGUCCUGCGGGGGUUUGGGGCCUUGCUCCUGUAAGCUCCAGAGGGGGCCGGGCCCCAAGGGGCAAGCUCCCAAGACGCCUCCUUGCAGAGCCGGCCCACAGUGGCCCCUCAGGGGCAUCGGCCCCUUCCCAGCUGAGCACCGUCACCCUGGAAGACCUGGGGCUCGUCCUGGCAGGAGGCCUGGCCAGCCUCGAGCCCUUGAGCCUGGAGGAGCUCUCAGAGAGGUAUGAGUCCAGCCACCCGACAUCCACGGCCUCUGUCCCCGAGCAGGACAUUGCCAAGCACUGGAACCAGCUGGAACAGUGGGUGGUGGAGCUGCAGGGUGGUGGAGGUGGCCUGCCUGCGGGAGCACAAGCAGCGCUGUGAGCGCGCCACGCGGAGCCUGCUGCGGGAGCUGCUCCAGGUGCGGGGCCCGCGUGCAGCUGCAGGGCUCAGAGCUGAGCGCAGCAGGAGGCGCGGCCGGCGGCC
Nomascus leucogenys (northern white-cheeked gibbon) is the source of this 537-nucleotide messenger RNA. Its product is annotated as coiled-coil domain-containing protein 154-like. NCBI's taxonomy places the organism in Eukaryota, Metazoa, Chordata, Mammalia, Primates, Hylobatidae. The transcript is spliced from 3 exons. The record is from RefSeq and is a predicted model, not a curated record. The coding region runs from base 1 to 435 and encodes 144 amino acids.